CAUUUAUAAUAUUAAUAGGAUAAUAGGAUGUAUAAUAUACUCACGUAAAUGUAGUAGGUGCUCAUUUCUUUUUUCUUGUUUCAGAUAAACUGAUACGUCGAACUUGAAGCACUACUCGAAAACGAUAUAGAAAAAAAUCUAGUCAAUUCAUAUAAACAAAAAUGAAAUAAUUUUACAAACGUGUUUUAUUUAAUUAAUUAUUUUUAAGCUCGUACUUAUUUAGUGUUAAAUUUUUAUAUUAGCUUCCAAAAUGCAAAUACUCAAGGCUCGUUUCGCUUUGAGAGCCAGUGCUUCGCAGUUCCAGGCGUGGAGCACUGCCAAGACUAGGACAGCGUCGACGGAUUCAAAAACAGUAGAAUACAAACCCAUCAGAAGCGUACUGGUAGCGAAUCGGGGUGAAAUAGCAAUCAGAGUAUUUCGAGCAUGCACAGAGUUGGGUAUACGCUCAGUCGCCAUAUACAGCGAGCAAGACAAACUGCAGAUGCACAGGCAAAAAGCCGACGAGUCAUAUCUAGUUGGCAAAGGAUUGCCUCCGGUUGAAGCUUAUCUUAGCAUACCAGAAAUAAUUAGAGUAGCAAAAGAGAAUGAUGUCGAUGCUGUGCAUCCCGGCUACGGAUUGCUCUCUGAAAGGUCAGACUUCGCUCAAGCUAUCAUUGAUGCCGGUCUACGUUUCAUCGGACCCGCUCCGAGGGUGGUACAGCAGAUGGGGGAUAAAGUUGCUGCGAGGAAGGCCGCCAUCGAAGCUAAGGUCCCGAUAGUACCUGGAACAGAUGGCCCUGUGACAACGAAAGAGGAAGCUCUCGCUUUUUGCAAGCAACAUGGUCUCCCUGUUAUAUUUAAGGCAGCAUACGGUGGCGGCGGGCGUGGCAUGAGAGUGGUGCGGGAAAUGGAUGAAGUGGCUUCAGCUUUCGAGAGGGCCUCCUCUGAAGCGCUCGGGGCAUUCGGCAACGGUUCAAUGUUCAUAGAGAGAUUCAUCGAGAGGCCGAGACAUAUCGAAGUGCAACUGCUUGGUGACAAAGCCGGCAACGUGGUUCAUUUGUACGAGCGCGAUUGUUCAGUUCAAAGGCGACAUCAGAAAGUCGUCGAAAUCGCACCCGCGCCACAACUAGAGCCCGAGAUUCGUCAAAAGAUGACUGACUGUGCAGUUCACCUAGCUAAACAUGUGGGAUAUGAAAAUGCUGGCACUGUCGAGUUUUUACUAGACGACAAAGGCAAUUUCUACUUCAUCGAAGUCAACGCCAGGUUACAAGUGGAACACACUAUCACUGAAGAAGUUACCGGUAUUGAUCUAGUACAGUCUCAGAUUCGCGUCGCUGAAGGUAUGACUCUGCCGGAGAUCGGUCUCACACAGGACAAGAUUAGAGCGCAAGGUUUCGCGAUACAAUGCCGUGUCACCACCGAAGAUCCCGCCAAUAACUUCCAACCGAGCACCGGGAGGAUCGAAGUGUUCAGGUCUGGUGAAGGUAUGGGCAUCCGUCUCGACUCUGCCUCGACAUACGCCGGUGCAGUUAUAUCUCCAUAUUACGACUCGCUAUUAGUUAAGGUAAUUUCCCACGCACAAGACUUGUCCGCGUCCGCUGCCAAAAUGAACCGAGCAUUACGAGAAUUCCGUAUACGUGGCGUAAAAACUAACAUUCCAUUCCUGCUCAACGUAUUGGAAAAUCAGAAGUUCCUUAAUGGUGCUGUAGACACGUAUUUCAUUGACGAGCAUCCACAACUAUUCAUGUUCAAGCCAUCACAGAACCGUGCCCAGAAAAUCCUCAACUAUCUCGGAUACGUGCUUGUGAACGGUCCAGCAACUCCCCUCGCCACAAGUAUUCCGCCCGCUGAUGUCAAACCGUACGUGCCACCUGUUCCAUUAGGUAACUAUGCCAUGUCAUUAGACCUUUCCCCCGAGGCCAUUAAAAGACAGGAACUAACAGGCGAGAAUACAGCUGUCCAACCUCCAAGAGGUUACAAGCAAAUACUUCAAGAGGGUGGGCCAGAAGCAUUCGCAAAAGCGGUCAGAAGAAACAAAGGCCUCUUACUUAUGGAUACCACAUAUAGAGAUGCCCAUCAGUCAUUAUUAGCGACUCGCGUCAGAAGUCACGACUUACUCGCCGUGUCGCCGUACGUCGCGCAUAAUUUCAGCAAUUUGUAUUCGCUAGAGAAUUGGGGAGGCGCCACAUUUGACGUUGCACUUAGGUUCCUCCACGAAUGUCCAUGGGAGCGUCUUCGUGACAUGCGCGCUUUGAUACCGAACAUUCCUUUCCAAAUGCUACUUCGUGGCGCGAACGCAGUAGGAUACACGAACUAUCCUGACAACGUAGUAUACAAAUUCUGCGACAUGGCAGUACAAGCCGGUAUGGACAUUUUUAGAGUGUUCGAUUCCCUCAACUACCUGCCUAACUUGAUACUGGGCAUGGACGCGGCCGGUAAAGCCGGCGGAGUCGUAGAAGCCGCCAUCUCGUACACAGGCGAUGUUUCCGAUCCCAACAAGAAGAAAUACGAUCUCAAAUACUAUGUUAAUUUGGCUGAUGAGCUGGUGAAAGCGGGAACACACAUAUUGGCUAUCAAAGAUAUGGCUGGACUGCUAAAACCACAGGCCGCUGAACUCCUCAUCAAAGCUAUCAGGGAUAGACACCCAGACGUUCCGAUUCACGUGCACACUCACGACACGUCCGGUGCGGGCGUGGCUUCGAUGCUAGCGUGCGCACGAGCGGGAGCGGACGUGGUGGACGUGGCGGUGGAUUCCAUGUCGGGGAUGACCAGUCAACCUAGUAUGGGAGCAGUCGUAGCCUCGUUACAGGGCACGAACAUCGAUACCGGUAUCCCUCUACAGAAGAUAUCUGAAUACUCUGCUUAUUGGGAACAAGCUCGCACAUUAUACGGACCGUUCGAAUGCACGGCCACAAUGAAAUCUGGUAAUGCUGACGUGUAUAUGAACGAAAUACCUGGAGGGCAGUACACCAAUCUACAGUUCCAAGCGUUCUCACUCGGUCUGGGCACUCAGUUUGAACAAGUCAAGAAAGCUUACAGGGAAGCGAAUCUCUUACUGGGCGAUAUCAUCAAAGUUACUCCGUCGUCUAAAGUGGUUGGUGACCUGGCUCAGUUCAUGGUCCAGAACAAGCUAACCGCUAAGGAGAUCGAGGAGCGAGCGGAGGAACUAUCCUUCCCCAAGUCUGUGGUGGAAUACUUGCAGGGAGCUAUCGGAAUACCGUAUGGUGGAUUCCCUGAACCGCUCAGAUCCAAGGUCCUUAAGGAUAUGCCGAGGAUAGAAGGUCGUCCAGGUGCAGAGCUACCUCCUCUUGACUUCAAUAAACUUAAAGAAGACCUAUCGGAAAGUUAUUCUGGGUUGAGUGACGAAGAUGUGAUGUCAGCCGCCAUGUACCCGCAAGUGGCCAACGACUUCUUCCGCAUACGGGACAAAUACGGACCUGUGAAGCAUUUGGACACGAAGACAUUCCUCACUGGACCCACUGUUGGCGACACUAUAGAAGUCAAGAUCGAAAGAGGAAAGACGUUGGAUAUUAGAACUCUCGCCGUGUCCGAAGAGAUGACCGCAGCGGGCGAGAGGGAAGUGUUCUUUGAACUGAAUGGACAGCUGCGUUCUGUGUUUAUAAGGGACGAGAACGCGAGCAAGGAAAUGAAGAUCCACCCGAAAGCUGUGAAAGGUGAUAAACACCAAGUUGGUGCUCCCAUGCCCGGAACUGUGUUGACAAUAAAGGUGAAAGAGGGUGAUAAAGUGGAGAAGGGCCAACCGAUAGCUGUCCUCUCUGCUAUGAAAAUGGAAAUGAUCGUUCAAGCGCCCAUGGCCGGUGAAGUCAAGAACGUAGCAAUCUCCAACGGACAGAAACUGGAAGGCGACGAUCUAAUUUGCACCAUAGAGUGAACGAAAGAAGGUUGAAUUUUGUUUGAAGCGAAUGAAUGAGUUGUGAUUUUGUAAUAUAGAAAAAAAAAUAUUUUUAAAAUACGCGACCGUCUCAAGCAUAUUUAUAUAGCAUACAUAGAAGAUAAAUAUCUAUAUAGCAUUAUAAAUGCAAAAAAUAUCAAAAAUAAGAAUCUUCCUGAUAUAUUAUUUGUUGAUUUAAGUUUAAAAUGGUGCGAAUGAAAACGUGAUUGGACUGCUAUUAUAAUGUUAUUAAAAUAUAUAUACAUAUAUAUUGAAAUAUUUUGUGUGCUUAAAAGACAUUAUCACUUAAGAAGUGUGUUAAUUAAUUUUUUGAUAAUUUAUUCAAUACGUCAUACAGAGUACAUCUGUGAUAUGUCACUUAUUAUAAUAUAGUGUCUAUGAAAUAUACACAUCACUUUUACAGUACAAAAUUUAUAUAUAAAUUAACUGACGCAUUCAGAGACGUUUAAUGAUUAUUUAAGAAAAACUUAGACUAAACACGAUUUAAAUAAAGUAAAUUUUUUCAAAUAAAGUCAACAAAAAUUGUCAUUUAGCGUUUCUAAGUACGGCGUUAAGACUUCUCGAAAAUUUGAAGGAAGUUUAUUAGUUAGAUUAGUCAUUCCAUCCUAUUGUAGAGGAACGAUAUUUUUAUUUACAUUUUUUUAGGUAAUAGUUAUUGUUUUAAUUAUCUUAUAAAUUUUUUAAAGUUUUGGUGCUCAUUUGUUACUUACAAUUUUUAUUGUUAUUUAUAUGUUUGUAUUUUUAUUUAAUAAAAUCCUUAUAUUAUAAAA
Diatraea saccharalis (sugarcane borer) is the source of this 4662-nucleotide messenger RNA. Lineage: Eukaryota; Metazoa; Arthropoda; Insecta; Lepidoptera; Crambidae. The record is from the annotation of a GenBank genome assembly.